UUUGAAUUAAUACUACUAUUUCUUUCCGUGAUGUAAUGCCGUCUGUUAGCGAUUGAAUAACUACCAACUUAUCUUCGGUAUUCCCAUCAGCCUAAAUGUCAAGAAAUAGUUACAGAAGCUUUUUGAGACUGCUUGAAAAGUGGCCAAUUGAUACGAGUAAAAGUGGCGGCCGAGAUCUGGGAGAGCAUCUACGUCACCAAGUAACAAACGCCUUUAAGCAAGGAGAUGCAACUGUGGUAAAUGAAAAUGAGUGUCAAAGAAUACACUCUUCGCUGGAGCGUUUAGCGCUGAAUGUGCAUGGUAAUAAGUUUCCACGCAAACUUCAGAGUUCAUCAACAGGAUUAUCUCUUGAUCAGUGCCGAGAAAUCAGCUCUACAGAAUUUAUAGAAACAGUACAGGAAGAAGAAGCACCUCUUUAUUCAAAGGUUUUUAAAAGAAAGAAGUAA
Macrobrachium nipponense is the source of this 446-nucleotide messenger RNA. RefSeq names its product ubiquinol-cytochrome-c reductase complex assembly factor 2-like. Gene Ontology annotation, cellular component: mitochondrial matrix. NCBI's taxonomy places the organism in Eukaryota, Metazoa, Arthropoda, Malacostraca, Decapoda, Palaemonidae. The record is from RefSeq and is a predicted model, not a curated record. Bases 96 to 446 code for a protein of 116 amino acids. Gene Ontology annotation, biological process: mitochondrial respiratory chain complex III assembly. The transcript has 3 exons.